GGGAGGAGUUGAGAGUGGUUGAUGCACGACGAUCACGGCUGGACACAAAAGUACCUGACCUUCACUUGAGACAUACCAUACACACAUACACGCGCACACGACGACUCCAUCGAACAGCAGAAACGCCGCGAGAAAGACUUCGACCUCCACAUCACAUGCUAUACCAUUGAAGAGCUACGAACAUGGCGGACGGAGAGGCGGCGCCCGCUGUGGUCAAUGGCGACCACGCUGCUGCGCUGGACAUGUGGGAAGUGCGGCAGACAGUGCUGUCUAACUCCACCAAGAGACGAAGCACCGAACUGCACAGUAUCCACGAGAAGCUCGUAAAUGGAACCUUCCCUGUAUCCCAAGUUCCUGCUCUUCUGCACACUCUGCUCGAUACAUAUCCUUUGUAUGUUGAUGGCCGCUCACGCCAGGCCGUCGAAAGUUGUCUGGCUGCCAUUGCUGCCAUUCCCCAGUCCGCCAACGUGCUCCCUGGAUUUGUAAAGGCCCUUGAAACCGAGUCAGUCAAAGCUGGCAAUGCGCCAAGCAAUGCAUUUGUGUUGUCGAGAUGGGCAUCACUAUUCAUGCAACAGGCUGCGCAGGACAAGGCGAAGUGGGACUCAUGGGGUCCGAGAGCAGUAGCGGCACUCAACAAUGCUUUAAACAUCCUUCUGGCCUCGUGUCCUAAGGACAGCACUCGGGAAACGGCGCUUCGAGUGAGCAGGCGUGCAUUUCGAAUAUUGGCUAAAGCGCCUUUCGGACCAGAAGCCCUCACCUCCUGCAUCACCACUCUUUCUGCCAAGGCUGCUUCUCCGGUCUCGACUCAUGCAGUGCCCUUGGGCAUCAUUGCGGGCGUCUGCAGCCGGUUACCAGAUCGAAAAGGUGUGGUCGAAGCUAAGAAAGCCGAUUAUUUUGCAUUCUACUUGCGCGAGUUCCUUGGAUCAAAGCUGCAAUUGCCACCAUAUGUUGCAAAUGCGCUACAUGACUUCUUUGAAGCUUACGUGACACAAGAAGAUCUCACGAAGGAAUUGAUCCCAGCAAUUGAGAAGUCUCUGCUGCGAGCGCCAGAGGUUGUCCUCAAUGACCUUGUGUCUCCUGUUGUAUUAGCAUUGCCCAGAGAGCUGGACCUUUCGGAGAUUCUUGCCAAGAACCUUACCAAGCCUCUCCUUGCAAACGUCAAAUCCACGAAACCAGAGAUUCGUGAAGGUGCGCUGCGCACAUUCAAAGCAGUGGCGUCUCGCUCACACAGUGACACAUUUGUCGAAAAGUCUGCCGACGAGAUUCUGAAUCCAUUAAAGGCUGGAAAGGUCACGGCUGCCGACCAGCGCGUACUGCAUGCUGAGAUGCUUUCUUCUUUGCCACCGACGAGUGCACUUGCGACCAGAGUUCCGGCCGGGCUCGUGGCCGUGGCGAGCAAAGAAGCGAACGAGUCAGCUGCGCUGGCCGAAAUAGGCUGCAUUGCCAACUACGCACGCUUUAGUCUUGAGAAUAAAGUCAAACUAGAUGCUAUGAUCGUUGAUGCUUUCACCAAAGGCCUAGCAGAGAAGCGUUUGCCAAUGCGUCGAGUAUGGGCACUGCAGCUGGCAGACCUCGUGUGGUCAACCUCUCCAGAAGCAUCCAACAGCGAGAGUGCUGUCGCGUUACUGGAUGCAUCGAUUGGGAAGCUGAUUGAUGUCUUGAACGAGGUCCAUGCUAACCCCAUACCGGCUCUGCAGUCUGGCCAGGUAUCUGUGGCAGCGGUGGCGACCGCGCUCGGUCUUGCACGUGCAACUGCAUUACCAUCGCUCAAAAAUGCCGGCAUCGUCCAAAAGGCCGCUAUUGGCGACAAGGUCCUCACGCUCGAGCCAAAGCCAUCGUUCCUACUCAGUCCUCGGAUAUACACCAAGCUGACUGCAGAAGAAGACCUGCGGUGGUUUCUCCACGCCUUGGUGGCCGCUUUCCCAAGCCUGACAGGCAAGGACAGCCUGGCCGUGCAGAAUGCCUGGGCUCAGGCAAUGAUCUAUCUCAUUACCUCAUCUAACGUGCCAGCAAAGGUCAAGAGUGAGGCAGUUCGGUCACUUCAAGGGCUUUACAUCGCCAAUGCAGAAGCCGUCAUGAGCAUUGUCGUCGGUGGCCUAUGGCAGUGGUGCGAGGACCUCGAGACCGGCGCCAAGGACAGUGCUGCCAUUGCCGCUAAGACUGGUCGGGAAGAGCUGCAAAAAGUCAUCAGGGCGAUUUGCUUAGACCCAGAGACAGCUGCAAAGCUCGGCACACCUGUAAUGAAAGAGAUCAUCGAGAAUCAGCUACAGAGACUACUUGUUCUCUGCCGUCCACAACUCAUACCAAAAGCUUCGUGGAUUCAGACUUGCUUACGGACCGGUACGGAUCCAGGUCAACUAGUCGAGAGAUCCACAUCAAACCUCCUGGAACAGAUCCUGACGGUGACAGAACAUUCCGUAUGGAAAUCACUGCCUGCAUUCCAGCUGGCGGCGACUUACGCCGCUGCAGAUCUUGCAUUCGUUGCUCCCAAGGUGUUCACGCCCAUCAUUGUUCAACAGAUCAGCUCCGACCUCAAUCCAACGCAACUCAGCGACGUAGGUCCUACGGAGGCUGCCAUCUACCGUACACCCGAGGGCACCGCUUUUGUCGAUGUCCUUUCCAGCAAGUCGCAGGCGCCAGAGAUCAGCAAGAAUCAGAAGGAUUAUGAUACACUGAAGUGGGAACAAGAGCUUCGGAACCAGCUGGCGGCCAAGAAAGGCCAGACUAAGAAGCUGACCGCAGACGAGCAAGCCAAGGUCAAGGCACAGCUGCAGAAAGAGUCCGAGAUCAGACAGAAGGUGGCAUUGGUGGAUGCAAAGCUGCGACGUGGCAUCGGCUUCAUCAAUGCACUCACGACCGGCCCUCCCACCGAAGCUGAGGAGUGGUUUGGAACUUCGGUGAAGCUGCUUUUCGAUAUCAUUCAGGCUGGUGCAGGUCUGAUAUUGGGCGACGCUGCCUCACUCGCCUACCUCCAGUGUUCCGACAAGAUCUCAACACGUCUGGGUCCGCUGAGGCCUUUUGUCGGAGUCUCCACGCUUCGCUCUGCUGGCAUCACAUUACUGCCCGAGAAUCUUUUGGCAGAACCUCUUGGUGAUCUUGUCACCCGGAUCCUCUAUCGCCUGAGAUCCCUAGGAGAGCAGCGGCCGUUCGAUUCUGUUUCUCUCAGCUACAUACUGGCACUGGUGUUCCUCGUGCUGGAGAAUGGUGGCAUCGAUCGUGCUACGCCGGAAGAUGCGGACGAGCAAAUCAUGCUUGCCAUCGAAUUCAUCUCGUUCCACACUGAGACUUGUGCAGACCCCAGUCUCCCUCGCCAAGGACUACUCGAUACACUGAUCAGGUCGCUGCAGAGGUUCCCUCAGCACUUCAAGGAAAUCAAAGACUGCUUCACUGAUCUAUCUCGGCAUCUUUCUGCUAACUUGAACGAAGCCGAGACGGAUACAGUAGUGAGAGGUACAAUUGUACCCGAGACAUCUGUGCGGAAUGCUGUGCUUCAGGCCAUCAGUGCCGAACUGGAGCUGACGGAUCGCGAGUUCUAUGAAGAGAUCUGGCUUGCCAACCAUGAUGACGACGAAGACAAUGCUGGCACCGCACACGAGAUCUGGGAGGAGAAUGAGCUCAAGGUCGUCCCUGAUGGUGCCGUGAAGUGUUUGCCAUAUCUUGAAUCCAAAGAUUCGCAGCUCAGGCGAGCAGCCGCUCGUGCAGUUGCCGAUGCAACGCAACAGCAUAUCAGCACUUUCCAAGACAUCCUGAGCAGAUUACGGGGUUCGUAUAUCGAGGCUGCGAAGCCGAAGAAGCCGGAGCUUGAUCGUUAUGGAAUGCCCUUGAAAAAGGAUAUGAGCGAUCCCUGGGAGCAUCGACACGGUAUCGCGCUGACUUUCCGCGAGCUCGGCGCUAUUUUCCCAGAAGAUGAGAUUGCGCCAUUCCUUGCUUUUCUCAUCGAAAGCGGACCGCUCAGCGACAAGAACGGGACCGUCCGAGACAGCAUGGUAGAUGCGGCGACAACUGUGGUGUCCACACGCGGAAAAGGCUUGGUGGAGCCGCUCAUGAAGCUCUGUGAGAGCACUCUGGGAGGCAGCAGCAAGACACCGGAGCAAGAUCUGGUCAACGAGGCGGUUGUGAUUCUCUACGGAGCUCUGGCCCGCCAUCUGCCACCAGGAGACGACCGCGUCCCGAAGGUCGUGAACCGACUUCUGUCGACUCUCAGCACUCCCUCCGAGUCUGUACAGUAUGCGGUAGCACAGUGUUUGCCGCCGCUUGUCCGAGCUUCUGCGGACCAAGCCAGCACGUACCUCACACAGUUGAUCGACGAGACUCUCCACUCCAAGAAAUAUGCUGCUCGCCGUGGUGCUGCUUACGGACUUGCUGGAGUCAUCAAAGGUCGUGGAAUAUCUCUGAUGAAGGAGACGCGCCUGCUCUCAACACUACGCAGCGCAGCAGAGAACAAGAAGGACAUCAAUGAGCGGCAAGGAGCCUACCUGGCUUAUGAGCUCUUGUCUCUUCUUCUGGGACGUAUCUUUGAGCCAUACGUGAUUCAGAUUGUGCCACAACUGCUUGGUGGUUUCGGUGACGCGACUGCAGACGUGAGAGACGCCUGUCUGGACGCAUCCAAAACCUGCUUCGCCAGUCUGAGCUCCUUUGGUGUCAAGCAAGUUCUGCCACAACUGCUCGAAGGACUCGACGAACAAGCGUGGCGGAGCAAGAAGGGGGCCUGCGACUCACUCGGCGCUAUGGCGUACCUGGACGCGAACCAACUGGCAGUCAGCUUGCCAGAGAUCAUUCCUCCGCUGACAGAAGUACUCAACGACAGCCACAAAGAAGUGCGUCUUGCUGCCAACCGCAGCUUGCAGCGUUUCGGCGAAGUCAUCGAAAACCCCGAGAUCAAGGGCCAAGUUAGCAUUCUGCUCAAGGCACUCAGUGACCCUACCAAGUACACUGAUGACGCCCUCGACGCGUUGAUCAAAAUCAACUUCCUGCAUUUCAUCGAUGCACCCUCCCUUGCGCUUGUCGUUCGCAUUCUGGAACGUGGACUGGGCGACAGAUCGGGAACCAAGCGUAAGGCGGCACAAAUCAUUGGCAGUCUGGCACAUCUCACAGAACGCAAAGAUCUUCUCGUGCAUUUACCGAUCCUGGUUGCCGGCUUGCGCAGUGCUGUCGUAGAUCCCGUGCCAACCACUCGUGCGACAGCUUCGAAGGCUCUGGGUUCAACGAUCGAGAAGCUCGGAGAAGAUGCUCUGCCCGAUCUCAUCCCCAGCUUGAUGACCACCCUCAAGUCCGACACGGGCGCAGGCGACCGUCUUGGUUCUGCGCAAGCGCUCAGUGAAGUGCUCGCUGGGCUUGGUACCAGUCGCCUGGAGGAGACCUUACCCACGAUCCUGCAGAAUGUCGCGAGCACCAAGCCUUCUGUACGUGAGGGCUUCAUGUCGCUUUUCAUCUUCUUGCCUGCAUGUUUCGGGCAGAGUUUUGCGAACUACCUCGCGCGUAUUAUCCCAUCGAUAUUGGCUGGACUUGCCGAUGAUGUGGAGUCGAUUCGAGAGACCGCUCUUCGUGCCGGACGUCUGCUCGUCAAGAACUUUGCAAGCAAGUCUGUCGAUCUCCUGUUGCCCGAGCUCGAGCGCGGUCUUGCCGAUGACAGCUACCGCAUUCGUCUCAGCUCUGUGGAACUCAUCGGCGACCUGUUGUUCAAUCUCACUGGCAUCAGCGGCAAGACUGAAGCGGAAGAUCUGGACGAGGGGGCGAACGAGGCGGGCGCGAACUUGCUGGAGGUGCUGGGCGAAGAGAAGCGCAACAGAGUCCUUGCGGCGCUGUACAUCUGUCGCAUGGAUACUUCAGGUCUGGUCCGCACAUCCGCAAUGAACGUGUGGAAGGCACUGGUCUCCUCCCCGCGAGUCCUCAAGGAUCUCAUUCCGAUCCUCACCCAGCUUCUCGUCAAGCGUCUGGCCAGCUCCAACCACGAGCAGAAGAUCAUCGGCGGUAAUGCGCUGGGAGAACUCAUCCGAAAGGCUGGCGAUGGUGUCUUAUCGGCACUGUUGCCCACUCUGGAAGAGCACUUGCAAACCUCGUCCAGCACAGAUUCUCGCACGGGUAUCUGUAUAGCAUUGCGCGAACUCAUCACAGCAUCGACAGAAGAAUCGCUCGAGGACCACCAACAGAGGCUGAUAUCUGUCAUGCGUACAGCCUUGGUCGACACCGAUGAAGACGUUCGAGAUGCUGCAGCAGAGGCCUUUGACUCCUUGCAAAAGUUGAUGGGCAAGCGUGCCAUCGACCAAGUGCUACCAUAUUUGUUGCAACUGCUGCGCACCGAAGGAGAAGCCGCCAACGCUCUGUCGGGUCUUCUGACGCUGCUCACGGACUCGACCAGAUCGAACAUCAUUCUGCCCAACCUACUGCCAACAUUGAUCGCAUCGCCCAUCUCGUCGUUCAACGCACGUGCGCUGGCGUCUCUGGCUGAGGUGGCCAGCUCUGCCAUGACGCGGAAGCUGCCGAACAUCCUGAAUGCGCUCAUGGACAAUAUCAUCGUCUGCAAGGAUGAAGAGCUCAAGUCAGAGCUCGAUGCCGCGUUUGACACUCUCAUUCUUUCUGUUGACGAGUUCGAUGGUCUCAAUACGAUGAUGAGCGUCAUGCUCGCACUGUCGAAGAACGACGAUCACCGCCGGCGUUGUGUUGCGGACUUGCACUUUGCAGCAUUCUUCGGAAAGGCGGAUGUGGACUUUUCACGCUACUAUCCAGACGUCAUCCGCGCUAUGCUCAUCUCCUUUGACGAUAGUGACACUGAAGUCGUGAAGGCGGCCUGGACCGCUUUAAGCCAGCUCAUGCAGCGCCUCAAGAAGGAAGAGAUGGAGUCGCUUGUCAGCUCGACACGACAGACACUCAAUCAAGUUGGUGUUGCCGGUCAUCCUUUGCCAGGGUUCUCCUUGCCCAAAGGCAUCAAUGCCAUUCUACCAGUCUUUCUGCAAGGUCUCAUGAAUGGGUCCGCGGAGCAGCGUAUACAGGCAGCACUGGGGCUGUCAGAUCUCAUCGAUCGCACCAGUCCCGAUGGUCUCAAGCCGUUCGUCACACAGAUCACUGGUCCGCUGAUUCGAGUGGUCUCCGAGCGUUCGGUUGAGCUCAAAGCGGCCAUCUUGCUCACCCUGAACAAUCUGCUAGAGAAGAUUCCGACGUUCCUGAAGCCUUUCUUGCCGCAGCUGCAGAGAACCUUUGCAAAAUCCCUAGCAGAUCCUGGCAGUGAGGUGUUGAGAUCAAGGGCCGCGCGUGCUCUGGGUACUCUCAUCACUAUGACACCACGAAUCGAUCCUUUGAUUGCCGAGCUCGUGACAGGGUCCAAGACGACCGACUUGGGUGUCAAGAAUGCCAUGCUCAAAGCAUUGUACGAAGUUGUCAGCAAAGCCGGUGCCAAGAUGAGCGAAGUCUCGCAAAACGCCAUCUUGGGCCUCAUAGACUCCGACGCGGGCGACGCGGAUGAUUCCCUGAACAUCGCCUACGCCAAACUUCUCGGCGCUCUCAUCGCAGUCAUUCCCGCAGAAAACACUGUCAGUCUGAUGAAAGUCCGAGUCCUGAACUUCAACUUUACGCAUUCCACCAUCCUCGCGCUCAACGCUGUCCUGGUGGACGCACCUGAGCGCCUGACCAAUGGUUUGGAUGAAAUCACUCGAGAGGUCCUGGUCCGAGGCAUCAACCACACGCAGCCUUUCAUCGCAGAUAAAGCCAUCCUCGCAGCAGGCAAAUACUUGCUGACCGAGACGGGCAACAAGAGCUUCGAAGGCGUGAAGCCCAUCAUGCAGGCCCUCGCAGAUGCUUUACCACUGGGAAAACCAGUCGACACUCGUCGCCUGGCCCUCGUGGUGAUCCGCACUGUUGCCAGACAACGCUCUGAGCUCGUCCGUCCUCACCUCAACAUCCUGGUCACGCCUGUUUUCCGCAGUGUGAGGGAUCCUGUCAUUCCCGUCAAGCUAUCGGCCGAAGCAGCUUUCCUGCAAAUCUUUGAGGUGGUGGAGGAGGAGAGUGCAGUAUUUGAUAAAUAUCUGGCCUCGAAGGAUGGGCAAGCGCUCGCAGCGCAGGACAAGAGGAGUAUGCAAGAGUACUUUAAGCGAAUUGCGUUGAGGCUGAGUGGGCAGGCGAGGGAGAGGAAAGAGGCCGAGGGUGGCAGUGGCGGACUCGGGCUGACGAGUGAUGAAAAGGAAGAUGAGAGGGAGGUUUGGAGUGUGGGCAAAGUCGAUUUGGGAGAAGGUGUUAGUGAUGAGUAGACGAAACGCGAAAAAGCGAAAACCAAUUGUGCACACACAUGUCUCGCAGAGGAGAAAUAGUUGUGCUGCUGCUGCUGAUGAUGAUACAGUAGAACCAAGUCCAUGAAUGAGAG
Molecule: messenger RNA, 8353 nt
Organism: Sphaerulina musiva SO2202
Lineage: Eukaryota; Fungi; Ascomycota; Dothideomycetes; Mycosphaerellales; Mycosphaerellaceae
Product: ARM repeat-containing protein
Exons: 2
Coding region: 183-8240 (2685 amino acids)
Biological process (GO): regulation of translation; cellular response to amino acid starvation
Cellular component (GO): cytosol
Molecular function (GO): protein kinase regulator activity
Source: RefSeq, a predicted model, not a curated record